AUGACCAUGCAGUCCCUCGAACGCCCAACCUCCGGCUGGAACUGCUCUCAAUGCGGUCUCCCCGGUGUCCGCGUCUCCUCUCGCCUCGACAGCCCCCAGGCUGGUCUUGGCCGGGCCUACUACAAGUGUGUGCCCUGCAACCGCUCCCUCGGCGCAUGCCCCUGCACAACUCCCGGCGACAGGAUAACGGCUACCUGCCCCUGUGGCGAGCGCCGAGGAUCCGACUCCUCCAUCCAGAGUGACGAUGUGCCUCUGGGUGUCUCCAUGAUCGCUGCUGCAGGCCGCAAGAACAGUGCCACCCUGUACAACCCUGAUGCUGGCUUUGAUGAGGACUGGGAGGCCAACUGUAGCCCCGGUUUCAUGGUGAAGAGAUUCAAGGCUUCUGCAAAGGAGUUUUUGCCUCACUAG
This is a messenger RNA of Penicillium oxalicum, 408 nucleotides long. RefSeq lists its product as uncharacterized. The record is from RefSeq and is a predicted model, not a curated record. The coding region runs from base 1 to 408 and encodes 135 amino acids. The transcript has a single exon. Lineage: Eukaryota; Fungi; Ascomycota; Eurotiomycetes; Eurotiales; Aspergillaceae.